AUAAAUAAAAAUCAUUAUUUCUAAAUAAAUAAAUAAAUACAAGAAGAAACGAGAAGAAGAAAACGCGUUUCGCAACACACACUGCGUUUGUUUAUCUUCAAUCGCGUUUCUCUCUUCUCUCUCUAUCUUCUUCCCUAUUUCCAUUCUUCUCGGGUUUUUUGAUUUGAGGUUUUUUCAAUUUCCCAAUGAGCGAUCACCUGGUGCUAUUCGUUGACCAACUCGUGCGCCCUGUCCCUGUUGACCCCGUCGCGCAGCCCGCCCAGCUCCCUUCUGAGCCCUCGCCGUCUCUCGAUGCUGCCGCCGCGGCCGCGGGUCCUUCCGGGACCGCACCGCCGGCGGAUCAAGAUGUUGAGGAUGCUGACGAGGAUGAGCCGCUGAUCCAGAUGGCGGAAUGCCGCAUCUGCCAGGAGGAGGAUCAGGUUUCCAACCUGGAGACGCCUUGCGCCUGCAGCGGCAGCCUUAAGUAUGCUCACAGAAAAUGUGUUCAGCAUUGGUGCAAUGAGAAAGGAGACAUCACUUGUGAGAUAUGUCAUCAGCCCUAUCAACCUGGGUAUACCGCCCCGCCACCUCGCCCUAAUCCUGAUGAAACUACCAUUGAUAUAGGAGGAGGGUGGACAAUAUCUGGCACGCCUUUGGACUUGCGUGAUCCUAGACUUCUGGCAAUUGCAGAGGCAGAACGCCAAUUCUUGGAUGCUGAAUAUGAUGAGUAUGCUGCUUCAAAUGCCAGCGGAGCUGCAUUUUGCCGCUCAGCUGCUCUAAUUUUGAUGGCCCUUUUGCUCUUGCGGCAUGCAUUGUCUGUCACAGAUGGUGAUGCUUCUGAUGAUGAUCCUUCUAACUUUUUCUCUCUUUUCUUGCUUCGAGCUGCUGGAUUUCUUUUACCUUGCUAUAUUAUGGCUUGGGCAAUCAGUAUCCUGCAACGUCGACGACAAAGACAGGAAGCUGCAGCUUUAGCAGCCACCCAAGUUGCUUUUGUUCUACAAUCUGGGCAGCGUAGAGGUCUACAAUUUGCCAUAGCGCCAGGACCACCCCCCACUGUACACCAGGAGCAAGUGUAGUUUGUAUUUUUUAUGUAUGAGAUCACAUGGCGUCAGUAAGGCUUGUUGAUGUUAUGUACUAUUAAUCUUUGACUUUCCCAGCUUAAUGUAUGUACAUACUGGGGGUGCUUAAACAAUACAUGAAUUCAUGAUUAUCCAUUCAAUUCAUCCGUCUAUGAAUGUAAUCGAAUCCAUCUAGUUAUUAGUAAUAAAGAGAUUUAUAUGGAAAA
Molecule: messenger RNA, 1264 nt
Organism: Lotus japonicus
Lineage: Eukaryota; Viridiplantae; Streptophyta; Magnoliopsida; Fabales; Fabaceae
Exons: 8
Coding region: 186-1055 (289 amino acids)
Biological process (GO): protein ubiquitination
Cellular component (GO): membrane
Molecular function (GO): ubiquitin-protein transferase activity; zinc ion binding
Source: RefSeq, a predicted model, not a curated record